Molecule: messenger RNA, 228 nt
Organism: Penicillium riverlandense
Lineage: Eukaryota; Fungi; Ascomycota; Eurotiomycetes; Eurotiales; Aspergillaceae
Exons: 2
Coding region: 1-228 (75 amino acids)
Source: RefSeq, a predicted model, not a curated record
AUGACCCAACUCCAGACUCCCUCCCAGCCCAAACGGGACCGAUGGGUGGCACUGCCGUACGUCUAUAAUACGCUGAAGACGAUGCGGCCGGAGUCUCUGCAUGGAGUCAUUUGGCGGGAUGAGGAGGUGAGGGCUGUGCAUUAUAUUCUUGCGGUUAAGCCUUGGCAUGAGGGGAUUACGCAACAGGAUGAAGAAGAAGAAGAAGGGCUUGGGAAGUGGAAGGGCUAG